This is a messenger RNA of Triticum dicoccoides, 1092 nucleotides long. RefSeq lists its product as uncharacterized. The record is from RefSeq and is a predicted model, not a curated record. The coding region runs from base 306 to 764 and encodes 152 amino acids. The transcript is spliced from 2 exons. NCBI's taxonomy places the organism in Eukaryota, Viridiplantae, Streptophyta, Magnoliopsida, Poales, Poaceae.
CCUCCUUAUCCAGCCGCAGGUUCCUUUCCAACCACACGUUUCUCCCCUCUCCCUUUUGCUCUAUCCCAUGGGAUUUGGUCCGCCAUGGAUGACCUCUAUGAGCUCCCUCAAAUGAAUUCUCAGGAAAAUAAAGGGUGUUGCUACCGGCUGGGGGCAGUCCCGCAGCUGCAAGAGGACAACCGUCGCCGCUGCAGCAUGAGCUGCUGCAUAGACCAGCGACAGAGUGGCUGAUUUGUACGAGAGUGCGGCGGUGCUGCGAGGUGGUCCAGCUACUGCAAGCCCGACGGCGGACCAGAUGCUCGGCGAUGCUGCAACGAAGGCUGCGAUGGCGUCUCGGCUGCGACGGCGUGCUACGACCACCCGUCGGUGGAGCGCUGAUGCUGCUAGCCCUGACAUCGUCUUGCGUGAGGGCUCCCGGUGCUGCCACGGGCGGCUCCCCUGCUACGAAGCAUCGCCGGUUGCUGCUAUGGUCAUUGGGAAUCUGUGACCUGUCAUGGUGCGACGCCGCUCGCCGGGAGCAUCCGGUGCUGCGAGGCCGCUUGCCGGCGGGAGCGUUGGUGCUCGUCGGAAGCAUCGGUGCUGCGAGGCCGCUCGGCGGUGGGAGCGCCGGUGCUCGCCUGAAGCAUACGAUGCUGCGAGGCCACUUGCUGGCGGGAGCGUCGGUGCUGCCAGGCUGCUCGCCGGAAGCAUCGGGUGUUGCGAGGGCCGCCGGCGAUGCUCGGAGGCGAUGUCACGAGGGAGUGUCAGAGCUGCUAUGCUGCUAGGAGUGGUGCUGCGACGCACUGUGAAGAAAAGGACGUCUGAUGCCUGCGUGUCGCGUGCGCAAAGAAAGCACAGUGCAGAAGAAGAGAGAAGGGAUCGAAAAGAAAGCAGUGUGCAGAAGAAGAGAGAAGGGAUCGAACGGCCGCGCUCGAGCGCAUCAGACGACUGUAGGUGGCUGUUAUCUCGCCUCCUACAUCCGGAUGGCGCCUAGCACGCGCCUUAACUUAUCCGUAUUUUAGUUGGAUAAUCUACACAAGAUUUUGAUUUUAGGCUGUUAUAGUAGAUUGAUGUUAAAAACGGCUGUUACAAUAGAAAUUGGAUUUUCUCUAA